AGAAAAUGAGGCCCAUUUUUUGUGGGAAUUUUGAAUAUGAUGCUCGACAAAAUGAAUUGGAGCGGCUUUUCGGUAGAUAUGGGAAAGUUGACAGAGUGGAUAUGAAGUCUGGAUUAUCUUGGGAUAUCCAUUCUCUUCCAGGCUAGUGGAUGGGCUCUUCAGAAUUCCUUGUCUUGCCUGUGACGAGCUUCCUCUUCUUGUUUUCAAGAAGAGUCACUCUGAUCUGCCAUUGCACUACCGCCAUCCCACAUUUUCCACAGUCACAAUUGCCUUUCAUUCCUCAUGACUUUCGCCCAGCCCUCAAUUUCAGACAUGUUUCAAGAUUGAAACACUGCCCAAUCCCAUGGCAGAGGCAGCAGAUUAGAUGGAGAAGGCACUAUCUUUACAUUGACCCACCAUGAGACAUCCACUUUUGGAUUGUUGUCCCUUGACAUCACUUAGUUCAUAAUACAAGGGUUUGCCUUUAUCUACAUGGAAGAUGAGAGAGAUGCUGAGUAUGCUAUUCGGGGACUUGAUCGGAAAGAAUUUGGUAGAAAAGGACGCAGGCUUCGUGUUGAAUGGACGAAGGUAGCAAAUCAUGAACGUGGUACUAGAAGACCGGGUGCUUCAAGAAGAUCUUCGACUAAUACAAGACCUUCAAAGACCUUGUUUGUUAUUAAUUUUGAUCCGUAUCACACUAGGACCAAGGAUUUGGAGAGGCACUUUGAUCCAUAUGGGAAAAUUGUGAGUGUUAGGAUCAGAAGAAAUUUCGCAUUUGUUCAGUAUGAGUCACAAGAAGAUGCUACUAGGGCAUUGGAAGCUACGAACAUGAGCAAGCUGAUGGAUCGAGUUAUAUCAGUGGAGUAUGCAGUUCGUGAUGAUGAUGAAAGAAGAGACGGCUUUAGUCCUGAUAGGAGAAGUCGUGAUAGGUCACUAGACAGAGGCCGUGAUAGAAGAAGAUCCCCAAGUCCCUACAAAAGAGAGAGGGGUAGCCCUGAUUAUGGCCGUGGCCCUAGCCCUGGUCCCUACCGCAGAGAGAGGGGUAGCCCUGAUUAUGGCCGUGGCCCAAGUCCUUAUCGAAGGGAGAGAGUAAGUCCAGACUAUGGCCGAGGCCGCAGCCCAAGUCCCUAUCGAAGGGAGAGAUCUGAUCAUGGCCGGGUCUCUAGUCGCAGUCCCCGGAAAGAGAGGGUGAGUGCAGACCGUAUCCGUGAUCGUAGCCGUAGUCCUUAUGGAAGAGAGAGGCCUGGGGCUGACAAUGGCCAUGCUCCCAUCCGUAGUCCAUAUAAGAGAGACAGGGAGAGUCCUGAAAAUGGUGCCAUUGAGAGUCCAUAUAAGAGAGAUAGGGCCAGUCCUGAAAAUGGCGCCAUCCAGAGUCCAUAUAAGAGAGAUAGGAGUAGUCCUGAAAAUGGUCGGGGCCCCAGCAGCAGUCCUUAUGAAAGAGAGAGGGUCAGCCCUGAACAUGGUCACGGUCCAAGCCCCAAUUCUGUGCCUGAAGCUAGGGGGGACAGCCCUAACUAUGGUGGGCCUGAAAGCCCCAUGCAGGAGAGAUAUAGCAGCCGUUCACCACAAGCUGAGGAAUGAUGAUGAUCUUGAUCAGUGGUUUGGAUCUGUCUGGUUGUGAGAUGCUGCAGUUUGUGGUUCCCUUGAAAACUCCCUCUGUAGAGUCGAAUCGUAAUACAGCUUAUGUAGUUUCCUGUAGCCUUAUUUCUGAGUUGUAGCUUUUAGAGAUACUUGUCUGCAGUGGUUUCUGCCCAAAACUUUAUGGAACUUAUUAUUGCUAUUGAACAAGCAACUUGAUACAGAAUUUGGCCCCCCAAGUGGUUGUUUACAAUUUCAAUUUCUUGAUUGUUCCGUUCGUAAGGCA
Molecule: messenger RNA, 1843 nt
Organism: Prunus dulcis (almond)
Lineage: Eukaryota; Viridiplantae; Streptophyta; Magnoliopsida; Rosales; Rosaceae
Product: serine/arginine-rich splicing factor RS40
Exons: 6
Coding region: 472-1560 (362 amino acids)
Biological process (GO): mRNA splicing, via spliceosome
Cellular component (GO): nuclear speck; cytoplasm; ribonucleoprotein complex
Molecular function (GO): mRNA binding
Source: RefSeq, a predicted model, not a curated record